Molecule: messenger RNA, 714 nt
Organism: Akanthomyces muscarius
Lineage: Eukaryota; Fungi; Ascomycota; Sordariomycetes; Hypocreales; Cordycipitaceae
Exons: 2
Coding region: 1-714 (237 amino acids)
Source: RefSeq, a predicted model, not a curated record
AUGCACCGCCAUGCCUUUUGUUGGUGGCGACGACUCUCCUCCUCACGCUCGCUCUUUACGCUCUACCGUGACGAGAACUGCUCCUUUGGUGGCAUAUCGGCGCGAAAAAUGGCCGCGCCCAUAUCAAAACGGACGCGGUUCGAUACCGACGACGACGACGACACUACCACCCACCUACACAACAACAGCAACAACAACGCCGACUGGACGCCCUCUCACCGCCGUCGACCUUCACAGCAAUCACAAAAACAAAAGACCCAGCAACAAACCACACAGCAGCAGCAUCAUCGGUCGGCCGCGCCCUGCCACAUCUGCCAUCGACGACCGACCAAGAAGUCGGACCUCGACUCGUUUGCCCAGUGCGAGGGAUGCCGCGCGCAGACGUGCUUUGUAUGCAUCCGCCAGUGCCACGGCCGUCGAGGCGACAUGGCCUCCGUCCUGUCCGAGCAGGAGGCCCUGUCGCGCUCGUUUCACAUGGAGGACGCCGCAGCCGACGAUGCGUGCGACCCUGAUGGGCGGACGCCACCGGCGCAGCCACCGCAGGAGCAGACGCGGGAGCAGUAUAGAGAGGGCGCGGCGCAAAAGAGCUGGGCGGCUGGAGGGCAUUGCUCCGUGGUGUGCAGCCGCUGCUGCGUGGAAAAGGGACCCGAAGGCGAAGCCGUCUGCCUCGGGUGCCUUUUCGGGGCCGAAUCACCAGAGGACAUGACAUUCUGA